Callithrix jacchus (white-tufted-ear marmoset) is the source of this 1564-nucleotide messenger RNA. It is a transcript of the gene CNPY4, whose product is annotated as canopy FGF signaling regulator 4. The record is from RefSeq and is a predicted model, not a curated record. NCBI's taxonomy places the organism in Eukaryota, Metazoa, Chordata, Mammalia, Primates, Cebidae.
AGGUUGCCGCCAGCCGCCUGGGCAUUUAAAGGACCCACUGCCUUCCCGAAGUUGGUUUGAAAGCAAGCGAUGGUUGUUUGUGGAUGGCGCUUUGUCAUGGGACCUAUGUGGUUGGGAAUAUUGCUUUUCCUUUUGGCCGUGCACGGGGCUUGGGCUGGGAAGCCGAAGGAAGAGGACGAUGACACAGAACGUUUGCCCAGCAAAUGCGAAGAGUCUCCCUCUAUUGUCCAGGCUGGAGUGCAGUGGCAGGAUCUCAGCUCAUUGCAACCUCCGCCUGCUGGGUUCAAGUGAUUCUCCUGCCUCAGUCUCCGGAGUAGCUGGGAUUACAGUGUGUAAGCUGCUGAGCACAGAGCUACAGGCGGAGCUGAGUCGAACUGGCCAAUCUCGAGAGGUGCUGGAGCUGGGGCAGGUGCUGGACACAGGCAAGAGGAAGAAACAUGUGCCUUACAGCGUGUCAGAGACAAGGUUAGAAGAGGCCUUGGAGAAUUUAUGUGAGCGGAUCCUGGACUACAGUGUUCACGCUGAGCGCAAGGGCUCACUGAGAUAUGCCAAGGGUCAGAGUCAGACCAUGGCAACGCUGAAAGGCCUAGUGCAGAAGGGGGUGAAGGUGGAUCUGGGGAUCCCUUUGGAGCUGUGGGAUGAGCCCAGUGUGGAAGUCACAUACCUCAAGAAGCAGUGUGAGACCAUGCUGGAGGAGUUUGAAGACGUUGUGGGAGACUGGUACUUCCACCAUCAGGAGCAGCCCCUACAAAAUUUUCUCUGUGAAGGUCAUGUGCUACCAGCUGCUGAAACUGCAUGUCUACAGGAAACGUGGACUGGAAAGGAGAUCACAGAUGGGGAAGAGAAAACAGAAGGGGAAGAAGAGGAAGAGGAAGAGGAGGAGGAAGAGGAAGGGAGAGACAAGAUGACCAAGACAGGAGGCCACCCCAAACGUGACCAAGAAGAACUUUGACCCUUGCCCCCAAAAGGGGACGGGAUCAUGGAGAGCCCUCUGAAGUCUGUGCUCUCCCAGCUCACAGCUUUCAGGGUAUGUUUGUGAGUGACUCCACCCAAGCUUGUAGCUGUUCUCUCCCAUCUAACCUCAGGCAAGAUCCUGGUGAAGCAGCAUGGCAUGGCUUGCUGGGAUGGAGGGUGGGGGUGGAGGUCCUGCACUUGCAGAUGAACUCCAUCCAGCCCCUUAAUUGGCAGGUGUGUGUGCUGACAGUACUGAAAGCUUUUCCCUUUAACUGCUCCCCACUCCAACCCAGAGGUCACCAGUAGCACUGGAGCUGUGGGCUUUGGGAAAGUCACUUAGCUCCAUAAGGUCUGUUUUUAGACCCUUCCAAGGAAGAGGCCAGAACGGACAUUCUCUACAAUCUAUAUAUAUUGCCUGCAUCCAGGAGGCUACACACCAGCAAACCGUGAAGGAGAAAUGGGACACUGGGUGAUGGCCUGGAGUUGCUGAUAAGUUAGGUGGGGUAGAUACUUGGUCUACUUCAGAUCAGUGUCACUGAGAGCCUACCACAUAGUUUCAUAGGUGCUAAAUUUUGUAUAUUGCUAUUAAAUUUUUUUUUUCUAAAAACUA